Molecule: messenger RNA, 1839 nt
Organism: Mytilinidion resinicola
Lineage: Eukaryota; Fungi; Ascomycota; Dothideomycetes; Mytilinidiales; Mytilinidiaceae
Product: cytochrome P450
Exons: 8
Coding region: 349-1839 (496 amino acids)
Molecular function (GO): monooxygenase activity; iron ion binding; heme binding
Source: RefSeq, a predicted model, not a curated record
CUAUGAUGGAGGCGAGUAAUGGUGGCUUACAUAGAGCGCCGACCGGCGAGUAUCGACAGUCUCGGCGUGUAAAGUUGAUACAGCGACGCCGGGGUGGGAGGCGCGAUGCCGGCGAGGAUGGGAUGGCGCAGCGAGACAGACGGAUAACGGGCAUUUGGAGGAGGGUGAUAGCCGGAGUGUUGAAGGGUGAAGAGGGCUUGCGGGUGAUUUGAGAGCGGGUGAUUUGAGAACGGGUGCGUAGGUUCUGUACCGCUGCCCUUCGAAACUACCUCACUUCAACAUCACGGAGGCAGCAUAUUGGGUGGCUUCAUUACUGAAAGCAAGCGUCAUUGUCUUUCCAAAUUGAAAAUGGACUCGAAUAUCUGGAACAUCUUCCUAGUCCUCGCAUUGUUCACUCUCCUGAGAGUAUUCGUAGUCCAGAGACGGUCGCUCUUAGUAUCACUUUUUUUGCAUCUACUUCAUCCCAUCCGCGAUCGUCAGGGCCGCCAGAUUUCGGGCCCGCCGUGGAUCUGGGCAAAUGGCCACAUGAUCGACAAGUUCCUGGACGGGCGCGCGAAGAGUAAGGAGUGGCGAGCCUAUGGAGCUGUGUAUCGGAUUUGGUCUUGUGGUAUACCUGAGAUAGUGAUUACGACUGCGGAAGAUGUCCGAGCAUUUCACUCCGACUCCGACCAGCACGCAAAAUCGCGUUCCAGUAACGGCGGCUGGUUCUUCCAUCAACUACUCGGCGAGUGUAUGGGUUUGAUUAAUGGGAGUAGAUGGAAGGAAGUACGUGGGGAAUUCCAGCAUGCUUUCACUCAUCGUGCUGUGAUGGACAUGAGUCCUUCCAUCAGUCAGUACGCACGUGACUACGUGAAGGACAUCUGCUCUGAAAGUUCCGGUCCUAUUGUCGUUCAUGCAGCCAACACGUUGGCGAAGUUCCCGUUCUUUUGCACUGCAAAAUAUUUGUAUGGCCCUCUAAGCAGAGAGGAGAAAGAUGAGCUUUGGGCACUCGGUCAGCGGAAUUUGGCAUUGAUGCGAUAUGUGCUUGCAGGAGGUAUCUACCGAUUUGCGAUGUGUAGGUUAUUUUGUACUGGCACUGCGAAAGAGCUGGAUGUAUUCCGGAGGGACUGGUCCAAUUUCAAUGAGAAGAUAUACCAGACGCGGAGAACUUCUUCUCCGGCAUGUCUGAUCGUAUCGAUCUGGAAGCCAGUGAAAGAAGGGACAAUGAAGGAAUCUGAGGUCCUCCAAACCAUCAGCGAGAUGCUUUUCGCAAACCUCGACGUCUCAUCUCACGUUCUUACGUGGUUUGUUACUCUGCUCGCAGAGAACACGGAGGUGCAGCAGAGACUCCGAGAGGAAGUUGAGAGCUCCAAAGUAUCUGGUGUUGUAUCAGGAGAGUAUUGCAACAGCAAAGAUAGUCUCCUCCGAUCUUGCUGGCUUGAGUCCUUGCGCCUCAGACCCUUCACGAGUUUCGCCAUCCCAGAAAGUUCACCUUCGCCGAAGAUCCUAGGUGGAUACCAAAUUCCAGCAAACGCCUCGAUCGUAGUUGACACGCACUCUAUCAAUAUUGAAAACCCCCUUUGGGGCGCAGACACUCACCAAUUCCGCCCAGAAAGAUUCGCGGUCAUCAAGCCUUCGGAGCUUCGAUAUAACUUUUUCGCCUUCGGAUUCGGAACUCGCAAAUGCCUAGGCCAGCACUUUGCCGAAAGCAUGCUCAAAACCUUCGUCGUGCACUUACUAGACCACUACACCGUUUCCAUUCCCUCACCCUCAAAGCACUCAGGCUCAGGAGACUACGAUCUGACACGGGAUUCAUGGGUGCCUACAUCAAACGUUCACUUGAUCCUGACAAAAAUAUAA